AUGGCUGCAGUCGAGACGAACGGGAACGGAAUAGCUCAGGAAGAUGCGACCAAACCGCCAGAGGGUGUGGUCGUGCCGCCUAAAGACAUUAGAGCCAUUGUAGAGAAGACUGCAGGUUAUGUUGCUCGCAACGGUCCUAUAUUUGAACAACGAAUUCACGAAAAGGAAAAGAGCAAUCCCAAAUUCUCAUUCCUGAGCCCCGGCGAUGCGUACGAGGCCUUUUACCAGUGGCGACUCACAGAGAUCAAGGAGGGGCGAGGGACUGAUGUUGCGGCUGGACGACCAGGCGAAGCCCAAGCUACGCCUGUGCCAGAAAAACCACAGGGCCCUGCCGCGCCGCCAGAUUUCCAUUAUUCGGCUCGAAUCCCUAUUAUAAAUGCACAGGACUUGGAAGUCGUUAAAUUGACAGCCCUUUUCGUCGCGAAGAGAGGCAAGUCAUUCAUGACUUCGCUAUCGCAACGGGAGGCGCGGAACUAUCAAUUUGAUUUCUUACGACCACAACACAGUUUAUACCAAUUUUUCACGCGGCUGGUGGAUCAAUAUACCAUUUUGUUAAGCCAAGAAGGCAUCGAUGCGAAAACGACGGAAAAGCGACGUUUGGAGGAAUUAGAACGCAAUGUCAAGGAUAAACGACACGUUCUGGGUCGCGCCAAACAGCGCGCCGAGUGGGUUAAACACCAAGAGCAGCAGAAGCAGAAGAAGGAGGAGCAAGAAGAAGAAGAGCGUAUUGCGUAUGCCCAAAUUGAUUGGCACGACUUUGCCGUUGUCGAAACGGUUCUUUUCACCGAUGAAGAUGACCAAAUAGAGCUACCGGCUCCGGCUUCACUCGGUGAUCUCCAAUCAGCGUCCCUGGAACAGAAAGCAGCCAUGUCGCUCAACCCGCUUCGUAUCGAAGAAGCCAUGCCUACAGACGAGAUGGAACCCGUAUACUACAACGCCUAUCCAGCGGAGCAAGCUGGCCCCAUGCAACCAACCUUUGACCAGCAAGCCGCAGCACCUGCUGGUAUGGAUCAGCACUACCCACCAGCUCCUCAAUACCCCGUUGUUCCGGUAGCGGCAACAGAAGAAGAGCAACGUAUCCGCGAGCGUACGGAAGCCCGAGAUAAAGCAUCCGCCGCGCAAGCAGCAGCUAAGGGACAGCCUUCGAUGCGGAUCCGCUCCGACUAUGUACCGCGAGCGCAGACCCGGCGGCAAAAUGCUGCAGCGACAGCUCUCUGUCCCAACUGUAAGCAGCAAAUCCCCGUCGCCGAACUCGACCACCACAUGCGCAUCGAAAUGCUCGACCCACGCUGGAAAGAGCAGCGCGAAAAGGCCGACUCGCGCGCAGCCACGACCAACCUGUCCACAGUCGACGUUGUCAAUAAUCUUAAGCGUCUAGCCAGUCAGAGAAGCGAUGUAUUUGACUCGACUCACAGUCUCGCUGGUGGACCUGAAGAGUCCGAAGAGGAAGCGCGUCGAAAACGCAUGGCGUUGGCACCCGGAGCGCAGGGCUACGAAGGCGCUCCUAGCGGAUAUCCUCAAAUGCCAACCGUUGGCCCAACAGUUAAUGCCCAAAAUCCGCAAACGAUGAACGUUCAAGAACAAAUUCGCAAUCUUCACGAAAGGUUUGGACAAAGGCCUCCAGGCAGUGGGUAG
Talaromyces rugulosus is the source of this 1635-nucleotide messenger RNA. RefSeq lists its product as uncharacterized. NCBI's taxonomy places the organism in Eukaryota, Fungi, Ascomycota, Eurotiomycetes, Eurotiales, Trichocomaceae. Bases 1 to 1635 code for a protein of 544 amino acids. Gene Ontology annotation, cellular component: catalytic step 2 spliceosome; U2-type prespliceosome; U2 snRNP. Gene Ontology annotation, molecular function: RNA binding. The transcript is spliced from 3 exons. The record is from RefSeq and is a predicted model, not a curated record. Gene Ontology annotation, biological process: regulation of alternative mRNA splicing, via spliceosome; mRNA cis splicing, via spliceosome.